GCCGCGCAGGGGCGACUGAGCGGGAGUCGCGGGCCGAGCCGAGGCGGCGUGCGGCCCCUGGAGGGCGGGGACCGGCCUCGGCGCGCGGUGGGCGUGGCGUGGGCUGCAGGAAGCUGAGGCAGAGCAGAAAGGGGGCAGCAGCGGCUACCGCCGGCCUCCCGCCGAGCUGACAGGCUGGGCGGGCCCCGGCUCUGGGCGAGCUCGCGCGGCGUCGGCACCUCGGCCGCGGCCCGGGGUCGGAGGCGCCCGUCCGGGCGAGGGCUGCAGGCGGCUGCCGGGUCCGCCGCUGCGGGAUGUGAGUGCGGGCCAAGCCCGCGCGGGAGGGCCCCCUAGGGCCCAGCCUGGCGGCCGCUCGACCCUACGCCCGGCCCGGGGGCUCCCUAGACCUCGGCCCGCCCGACACGUCGCGGAGGAGCGGAUCCUGCGCGCCUCCGGGCGCUCCUGUGUGGCCCGACCCGUGUCCCCGGUUCCUGAAGCAGGCGACGGGAACAAGAUGUGAACUGUUUUUCCUCCACAGAAGAAGAGGCCCUUCUUUCCCCUCCCGGGAAGGCCGAUGUUCUGAAAAAGGCUGUGGAUGGGAAUGGCUUGCCUUACAAUGACAGAAAUGGAGGGAACUUCCACAUCUCUUGCACAUCAAAAUGGUGAUAUUCCUGGAAAUGCUAACUCUGUGAAGCAGACAGAGCCAGUCCUUCAAGUGUACCUGUACCAUUCUCUUGGGCAAGCUGAAGGAGACUAUCUGAAGUUUCCAAAUGGAGAGUAUGUUGCCGAAGAAAUUUGUGUGGCUGCUUCUAAAGCCUGUGGUAUUACGCCUGUGUAUCAUAAUAUGUUUGCUUUAAUGAGUGAAACAGAAAGGAUCUGGUAUCCACCCAAUCAUGUCUUCCACAUAGAUGAGUCAACCAGGCAUAAUAUACUCUACAGAAUAAGGUUUUACUUUCCUCAUUGGUACUGCAGUGGCAGCAACAGAACCUAUAGAUACGGAGUAUCUCGUGGGGCUGAAGCUCCUCUCCUUGACGACUUUGUCAUGUCUUACCUUUUUGCUCAGUGGCGGCAUGAUUUUGUUCAUGGGUGGAUAAAAGUACCUGUGACUCACGAAACUCAGGAAGAAUGUCUUGGCAUGGCAGUGUUAGACAUGAUGAGAAUAGCUAAGGAGAAGGACCAGACUCCCCUGGCCGUCUAUAACUCCAUCAGCUACAAGACGUUCUUACCGAAGUGCGUGCGAGCGAAGAUCCAGGACUAUCACAUUUUAACGCGGAAGCGGAUAAGGUACAGAUUCCGCAGGUUCAUUCAGCAGUUCAGUCAGUGCAAAGCCACUGCCAGGAACCUAAAACUUAAGUAUCUCAUAAACCUGGAGACCCUGCAGUCUGCCUUCUACACAGAACAGUUUGAAGUAAAAGAAUCUGCAAGAGGUCCUUCAGGUGAGGAGAUUUUUGCAACCAUUAUAAUAACUGGAAACGGUGGAAUUCAGUGGUCAAGAGGGAAACAUAAGGAAAGUGAGACACUGACAGAACAGGAUUUACAGUUGUAUUGUGAUUUUCCUGAUAUUAUUGAUGUCAGUAUUAAGCAAGCAAAUCAGGAAUGCUCAACUGAAAGUAGAGUUGUGACCGUCCACAAGCAGGACGGGAAGGUCUUGGAAAUAGAACUUAGUUCAUUAAAAGAAGCCUUGUCAUUUGUGUCGUUAAUUGACGGGUAUUACAGACUAACUGCGGAUGCACACCAUUACCUCUGUAAAGAGGUGGCUCCUCCAGCCGUGCUUGAAAACAUACACAGCAACUGUCACGGCCCAAUUUCAAUGGAUUUUGCCAUCAGCAAACUAAAGAAGGCAGGAAACCAGACUGGACUGUAUGUACUUCGAUGUAGCCCUAAGGACUUCAACAAAUACUUCCUGACCUUUGCCGUUGAGCGAGAAAAUGUUAUUGAAUAUAAACACUGUUUGAUUACAAAGAAUGAGAAUGGAGAGUACAACCUCAGUGGGACUAAGAGGAACUUCAGUAAUCUUAAGGACCUUUUGAAUUGCUACCAGAUGGAAACUGUGCGCUCAGACAGUAUCAUUUUCCAGUUCACCAAAUGCUGUCCCCCAAAGCCGAAAGAUAAAUCAAACCUUCUCGUCUUCAGAACAAAUGGUGUUUCUGAUGUUCAGCUCUCACCAACAUUACAGAGGCAUAAUAAUGUGAAUCAAAUGGUGUUUCACAAAAUCAGGAAUGAAGAUUUGAUAUUUAAUGAAAGCCUUGGCCAAGGCACUUUUACAAAAAUAUUUAAAGGUGUAAGAAGAGAAGUUGGAGAUUAUGGUCAGCUGCACGAAACCGAAGUUCUUUUGAAAGUCCUAGAUAAAGCACAUAGAAACUAUUCAGAGUCUUUCUUUGAAGCAGCAAGCAUGAUGAGUCAGCUUUCUCACAAGCAUUUGGUUUUGAAUUAUGGAGUAUGUGUCUGUGGAGAGGAGAACAUUUUGGUUCAAGAGUUUGUAAAAUUUGGAUCCCUGGAUACAUACCUGAAAAAAAACAAAAAUUCUAUAAAUAUACUAUGGAAACUUGGAGUGGCCAAACAGUUGGCAUGGGCCAUGCAUUUCCUAGAAGAAAAAUCCCUUAUUCAUGGGAAUGUGUGUGCCAAAAAUAUCCUGCUUAUCAGAGAAGAAGACAGGAAAACAGGGAAUCCACCUUUCAUCAAACUUAGUGAUCCUGGGAUUAGCAUCACAGUUCUACCAAAGGACAUUCUUCAGGAAAGAAUACCAUGGGUACCACCUGAGUGCAUUGAAAACCCUAAAAAUCUAACUUUGGCAACAGACAAGUGGAGCUUUGGCACCACUCUGUGGGAGAUCUGCAGUGGAGGAGACAAGCCUCUGAGUGCUCUGGACUCUCAAAGAAAGCUGCAGUUCUAUGAAGAUAAGCACCAGCUCCCGGCACCCAAGUGGACAGAGUUGGCAAACCUUAUAAAUACUUGCAUGGAUUAUGAGCCAGACUUCAGGCCUGCCUUCAGAGCUGUCAUCCGUGAUCUGAACAGCCUGUUUACUCCAGAUUAUGAGCUGCUGACAGAAAAUGACAUGCUACCCAACAUGAGAAUAGGUGCCCUAGGAUUUUCUGGUGCUUUUGAAGACAGGGACCCUACACAGUUUGAAGAGAGACACUUGAAAUUUCUACAGCAACUUGGCAAGGGUAACUUUGGGAGUGUGGAGAUGUGCCGCUAUGACCCGCUGCAGGACAACACUGGAGAGGUGGUAGCUGUUAAGAAGCUCCAGCACAGCACGGAAGAGCAUCUCAGAGACUUUGAAAGGGAAAUUGAAAUCCUGAAAUCCUUGCAGCAUGACAACAUCGUGAAGUACAAGGGAGUGUGCUACAGUGCUGGUCGGCGCAACCUAAGAUUAAUUAUGGAAUAUUUGCCGUAUGGAAGUUUACGAGACUAUCUCCAAAAACAUAAAGAACGGAUAGAUCACAAAAAACUUCUGCAGUACACAUCCCAGAUAUGCAAGGGCAUGGAGUAUCUUGGUACAAAAAGGUAUAUCCACCGGGAUCUGGCAACAAGGAAUAUAUUGGUAGAAAAUGAGAACAGAGUUAAAAUAGGAGAUUUUGGAUUAACCAAAGUCUUGCCACAGGACAAAGAAUACUACAAAGUAAAGGAACCAGGUGAAAGUCCCAUAUUCUGGUAUGCUCCCGAAUCCUUGACAGAGAGCAAGUUUUCUGUGGCCUCAGAUGUGUGGAGCUUUGGUGUGGUUCUGUACGAACUUUUCACGUAUAUCGAGAAGAGCAAAAGCCCACCCGUGGAAUUUAUGCGAAUGAUCGGCAAUGAUAAACAAGGGCAGAUGAUCGUAUUCCAUUUGAUAGAGCUACUGAAGAACAACGGAAGAUUACCGCGACCAGAAGGAUGCCCAGACGAGAUUUAUGCAAUCAUGACAGAGUGCUGGAACAACAAUGUCAACCAACGUCCCUCUUUCAGGGACCUUUCCCUUCGGGUGGAUCAAAUCCGGGACAGUAUGGCUGCAUGAAAGAGGUGACCUUUACUCAGAGACCAAGUAGACUUCCAGAACCAGAGCAAAGCUCUGUAGCCACAUGGCCAUGGACUCGUGUCCACGGGCCCUUAUCAUGAUGUUAGCCAGAAGAAAACGUGAUGUUGUCUGCUCAAGACUUUGGAAGCGUUGUGGAUUUUUAUGUACCAUCUGUAACCCACCGCAGAAGGCUGGCAGGAUGCUGUGAACUGGUGCACGGCACUCACUGCGUCAUCGCGUCUCCCCUGGCAAAAGAAGAAAGUAGACAGUUUUCAACUCAGCUCUUUGAGAAAUGAAAAAAGUUGUAAUGUAAAUUUUACAGUGUAAGAGAUGCACAGGACACACAUGUACAGUUUUUACCACGUGGCGUGUAUCAUACUUUGGCAUCCGUGUGAUUUACAUGAGGGCUGCUGUUUAUUAAUGUUUUUUAAUUUUUCCAUAGCUGAUCUAUAAUAACUACAUGAUACACAUUAAAAUCUCAGAAAAUUAAAUGCCCUUUCUUUCUUGCUCAUCUAUGUUGCUCUGUCAUACAGUUCCAUGUCAUUGUAAAUAUUUUUUCAAAGCAAAAGGAACAAAAGUCUAGUUUUAUUUGUAUAGAAAAUCUUCCUGACCCUAAAGAAUUUUGCAAGGGGACAGUCUUACAAAGUCACAGCACAAUCUAUUUUCUUAUUUGUUUUCCUUGUGUUUAUGGUAAAUAUGUUUUUAAAUAGAACUGUCUCCAACUUUUUCUAUGACUAUAAUGAAUAUUAUUCUUUUAUAUUUUUGAGAUUAAGAAUGCCAGAAAUACUUCCCUCCCUUGAACUGUUAACUGCCAAUGAGACAUCAAUCCCUGAGAUUUGUCAUUGUACAUUGGAUUGAAGCAUAAGCCAUAAAUAAUUUGUAAAGUGUGCAAGCUGUUUAAGAUGCUUAAUGGGUUGGAAAUGGCCUGAGACUGUGUGAGGGGUUUCCAGGCUGCCAUUACAGCUGUGAGAGGAGUGUCCCUUCCUCAGAGCCUCCCAGACAGAUGGGGCGGGGGGAGGUUGUGGAGCACAGGCUGUUCCUUCCACUCAAGAAUGCCAGGAGGCUCGUGACCCCAUCUCUGGAAGAGAGAGCACACGUAUUCUCAAAGUGUAAGUAAUUGUUUUCCUCCGUAGUGCAGCUCCGUCUUAGACAAUGUCAUGUCAACAAUAAAACAAGAUUUUUGUGUGUUAUUUAUACAAAUUCGGUGAUUUCUUUAAAAAACUCUUAUUUUCAGUGCUGUGUUCUGUUUUUUACCUUGGACUUAAGAGUUUUGGUUGUGCUGAAGAAAUGUGGGCCAGCUUCUCACAUUCUUUGAGAAUUUUAGUAGAUAACAUAUAUAGAAGCCAUCUAUGGGGUGGUGACACUAGUGGAUUUUGUUUUUAAAAAUAUAAUACGUAUUUUAAUGGAGGUUACAUAAAUUAUAUAAUUUCUCAGGUUUUCUCAAGUGUGUGUGUAUGUGUGUGUGUUUGUGUGUGUGUGAUACAGUUAAUGUCAAUUCUAUAGCUUCUCAAAUAAAAGUAACAUACAAUACA
Messenger RNA from Rattus rattus (black rat), 5505 nucleotides. RefSeq names its product Janus kinase 2 (gene Jak2). Gene Ontology annotation, cellular component: cytosol; cytoskeleton; membrane. The transcript is spliced from 25 exons. Lineage: Eukaryota; Metazoa; Chordata; Mammalia; Rodentia; Muridae. Gene Ontology annotation, biological process: hemopoiesis; cell differentiation; cell surface receptor signaling pathway via JAK-STAT. The record is from RefSeq and is a predicted model, not a curated record. Gene Ontology annotation, molecular function: non-membrane spanning protein tyrosine kinase activity; ATP binding; cytokine receptor binding. The coding region runs from base 575 to 3973 and encodes 1132 amino acids.